AUGUUGCAGACUAUUACCAGACGCUGCCCUCAUCAAUCGUGCCCAUACACAUUUACGCCCAAUGUUAACAUUGUUGCACUCAUUUCCCCAGGUACCUACAUUCAUCCAGAUACAACCCAAAUGGCGACUGAAACGGAACUAGCAAAACAGAGUGUAUUGAUAAACAAUAUACCAAAAAACUCUGUAGAUUCGGUGAUGCGGGUCUUAGUUAUUCGAAGGGGUUCAAUAAUACCUUACAAGAAUUCAAGUCAUGAAGGAACUUUCCGAACUAUAAUAUUAGUUGCUGAAGAGGGGACAAAGAUUCAAGCAACACUAUUUAAUAAGCAUAUCGAGACAUGGAAGAACUCCUUGAAUCCAAAUAAGAGUUACUACAUUGCCAAAGGGCGCUUAGAUCGCGUCAAUCCCAACUACUCUUCUGUGCACAAAGAAGUUGAAUUGGCCUUUACAGACAAUACAGUCAUAAAGGAGACUGAGCACGCGGUUUCAACUCACAAAUUCUCUGAUGGCUUUUUAUCAUUGGAACAUGCUGAUAAAUUACCUAAUGGUGCUAUUCUAGACUUGAUUUGCGUCUUAGUUUCAGUGAAUCCCCUCAUUCUAAAUGAAAAUUCCAAAAGAUGGGAAAUAGUUGAUACAAAUCAGCUCAAGAUCAAGGAAGCAAGAAAAACAGUGGAUUUUAAAAGGAAAAUGAUCUUCUUAGAAUAUGAUUUGCAGUGUGAAUUGAUGGAGAGAACAACUAGAUCUGCUACUAUCGAAGAACAUCAUGAACUUCACAAAAAGUUUCUUGCAGACUGUGACCAAUUGACGGCAGAGGUCAUAGUCGAUGAAGUUGAUGAAGAGGAGUUAGAUGAUGUUAGUACGUUGCUCAUUGCAGUGGAUGGAGCCACAAAUAUGACAGAUGAAAAUGUUGAGGAUGACGGUGACGAGCCCUAG
This is a messenger RNA of Solanum verrucosum, 930 nucleotides long. Its product is annotated as replication protein A 70 kDa DNA-binding subunit D-like. The coding region runs from base 1 to 930 and encodes 309 amino acids. The transcript is spliced from 5 exons. NCBI's taxonomy places the organism in Eukaryota, Viridiplantae, Streptophyta, Magnoliopsida, Solanales, Solanaceae. The record is from RefSeq and is a predicted model, not a curated record.